UGCAUGUAGGUCACGCACUGAUGACCUUCAUUUCUCAGUCAGUCAUGGUAAAUGGAUAUUGCAUUCGAGCUUGCUCAUGAGGCACUGAGAUGUAAUGAGGUACCAGUAGGAUGUGCAUUUGUCUUUGAAGGAAAUGUGAUUGCUACGGGUCGAAAUGAAGUGAAUGCAACUAGAGAUGCUACCCAGCAUGCUGAAAUGGUAACAAUAAAGCGUUUGGAAAAGUGGUGUAAAGAACAUGACAAGGAAUUUGAGAAAGUGCUAGGUGGAUGUGAGCUGUAUGUUACGGUAGAACCUUGUAUAAUGUGUGCAGCGGCUCUACGUUAUUGUCUUCCAGCCCAUCUAAAGAGUAUUACAUAUGGUGCCCGCAACGAACGCUUCGGUGGGUGUGGUUCAGUCCUAAAUGUGCAUAAUGCUCCUAGUGAGGUCGCUCCGCUAAACUGCAUACCCGGAGUUGAUGCCGAGAAAGCCGUUAAAUUACUAAAACAGUUUUAUACACAAGAAAACGAAAAUGCCCCAGAAGAAAUUCGAAAGCGCAAGCGUGUAUCUGAACCUCUAGUUGAUUUAAUUUCCUAAGUCGACGGACAAUGAUGAUUUUGACAAAUGCUAAUUAAAUUAUUAGUACCAUUUA
Molecule: messenger RNA, 628 nt
Organism: Heterobilharzia americana
Lineage: Eukaryota; Metazoa; Platyhelminthes; Trematoda; Strigeidida; Schistosomatidae
Source: the annotation of a GenBank genome assembly